AUGCCACCCCCUCGCCGGAACUCGAAACCCGUCUCCUCUGGCCGCUAUCUCGCGCUGCGCCACCGCCGGGACCGGCUCAACGCCCUGAGAGGGAUCCAGCUGACCACGGACAGUGACAAGAGUCCACUGCAGCGGGGAGAGCAACGUCUCCACAGCUCAUAUGUUCCCGGGCUCCGGGCAGGCACCUACACUGUAGAGGUUGAGCAGACGGUCCUUGCGACCACGGAGAGCAGCAAGACCUUUGACAAGCAGAUCCAACGCUUCGAGGUUGUCGCUCCGCGCUUUGCAUUGCCCUCCGACUGCAUCUACUCCACGUUCCCAGCCAAUGGCACGAGUGCACCAGUCACCUGCCUGCCCCACGUCGUCCUCAACGAUGCCAUCCUGCCUUGGGAGCGGGUGGCCGACGACCGACCGGCCGCACUGCCGGCUCGCGACGAGGAUCUCCCGAACCGUGUCCCAUGGCUGGUCUGUCUGACCUUUGAGGUUGACGAGCUCCGCCUUGGACAAGAACAGCUCAAUGGACCCCAGAGCCUCUUCCCCUCGCUCCCGAACCCCGAUACCAAGCGCACCCAGUCCCCGACGGGAGAGGUCGAUUUGGAUCUCAAAGAGCUCCUCCAGCUGAAUCCCAGUCAUGCAACGACCCCGGUGACCCAAAUUCGAGAUGCAACAGAAACAAAAGCAAGCGUCAUUGCCAUCCCAGGACGCUUGUUCAACAGUCUUGUCACCGCCUAUGACUCUGAAGGGGAACCCCAUCCGGACCAAAAGUUUUGCGAUACCUCGCGGUAUCGGCUUCUGGCCCAUGUGCGGGAGAUUCACACCGAGGGCAUGGCGCACGCCGGUGCUGAGGAUGAAGCGAUCGACCGUCGCUUUGGAAUCGUCGUCUCCCACCGAACAGGACCCGCCCGCCGCAAGACGCCGACCAUGCUCGUGUCGCAUCUCCUCUCGAUCGAGAGGGUGUCGGCCAUGCCAUUCCCCGUCGAUGAGAACAAGCGAGUCGUGCUUCCAUCGCUAUUCAGCUGGACGCAUAUGUGUGUGCCGCCGGAGAUGAUGGAUAUCCCGGGAUCAAUGGACCACCUCGCCGAGGGAAGCGCCAUGCUACGCCCGUCCUUACCAGACUCCGUCAAGACCUCUGUUUCGGAUCCCACGGUGGCCGAGGAGAUGCUCCGGCGCCUGAAAGACGGCUAUUCUCUCGUGCGGUGGCGCACGCAAACUGGUGAAGAGACGGCCGCUUUCACUCGGGGACCUCUUGUACCGGCAGCUGUGAAAGCUACUCUAGAGAACACACUAUCCAACGCAGGACAGUCGUUGCAGAUCCUGGAUAAGAAGCUUGGCUUGAUGGAUCUCUCCUAUGCGACUGCGUGGAAUCUAGGGCGGACCCUUGCAAUGGCGGACCCAGCCUUUACUGCGGCCCUGUGUCGCGUCCGCAAAAUCGUCUUGCAGCGGGGGAGCGACAAAGCCAAGAUCCAAGUCAUGCGGGCCACUGGAAUGCCAUUCCAGACCAAGCGCGAGCUGGUGGCGAGUCUGCAAAGCCUCACGGAACGUCUGGCAGACAUGUCCACCGUGGCCGACCUCUCUCGCGAGAACCGUUGGAGACGGCCAGGUAGCAGUGUCCUCCCCGUCCAUGCCUUGGAUAGUACCCUCGUUGCGGCCGUCUAUCAAGACGAGCUGGACCGGGCAGCCUACCAGGUCGCGAGUGGCUAUACUGAUCGUCCGACCACCGAAGAAGACGGCGUGAUGCCUGCCCCAUACGACGAGCUGAAUAUCCCGCACUCUGCAGACUGGGUAGUGGUGCUACAGUUCGCUCUCAACCUCCGGUUCCUGAUCCCAGUGCCCUUCCACUAUCUGGUCUCGGACAUGGCCGCGUUGCCGCAGGAGAGCCUUCGCUUCUUCCACAUCGACAAGAACUGGAGCCACGCUCUGCUGGAUGGAGCUCUCAGCCUGGGCAAUCAUGUCGACCGGGACUGCGACCGUGUGCGCGAUGCGAUGCACAAAGCCAUCCAGCGAUAUCAUCAGAAACCCCAUGCGGAGCUCGACGAUGUGCCCCUCGUGCCCGAGUAUGGUUUCCUCCUGAGGUCGACGUUGGUCACUCAGUUUCUGGACCUCAAGGUCACUGUCGAGUCGCCGACAGGAGCACCGACCAGUUGCGUGCUUAUCCGGCAGGAGGUGGUCGGCCCUGGGAUCAUGCUGGGCCUGCUCAGCCAGGUUCCCGACUCGAACUAUCGACUCACCUUCACGCAGCCUGCACAUCAGCAGUGUUUUAGCAUCGGAAAAAGCCUGGACGCCGAUCAGGUCAUCAUCCCGUUCAAGAAGAUCUACUCGGAGGAGGGCCAUGACUCCGACGUGGACCGUGGCGAGCCAUUGGAUAGCUUCUCCUGGCGCCGCACCAAACAGGAGCCGCACGCCGCUCCGAUGCAUAAGCCUGGAACUGGGGCGGUUUACCUGUGGGAAACAGAGAAAGAUGCGGAUGAUACGCGUAUACUCCUCCUCGACAAUCUCGCUCGCAGUGUCUACGCAUUACUCAAAGACAAGCUUGGGUUUGGCGAGGAAAAACCCACGGCGGCGAUGAUGGCCAUCCAGCUCAACGACCCCUGCUGGCAGCUGAAAAUCGAUCCGCCGCUGCCCGCCAUGAUCUUUGCACCUACGAAUUUAAACUCGCUCUCCUCGGCUCCCCUUGACAUAGACCUAUGGCAGCCCCGGGUCCAACUCCUCCCGACUCGACCCUUCCGAGCCACCAAUGCCCGACGCGCACCCCCGUCAAGGUACCUCACCGCGGCAGCCCCUGUGGCCUCAAUUGCCACACUGCAACAGCAGGCCCCGCCACACUUUUCCCGUGGCCUACUUCCCAUUAGCGCCCUGCAAAUCACAAAACACCUGCGUGUUGAUCCUCCGCCCCCACCAGAACACUCGGACCUCCCGGUCUUCAACUUUCGCGUGUUGCCCGCCUCCAAUCCCGCGGGAACAGACGUAGUCGAGUCCCUCCCCUACGACCAGGACCUCGUCUUCUCAAUCGUCUACAAAUCCCACGCGCACGAGUGGGACCUCGCCGAGGCCGUCAUCAAGGUGCCCGUGGGCGACCCGACGAGGAAAUGCAUGACCCGCCGCUACCGCGGCCCGGGGGCGACGAUGCUCUCGAACCUGCGCUUCAACGUCCUGGCCUCGUACUCGAGCGCCGAAAAGUGCCUGGUGUUCAAGAUCGCGCCGCGGAAGGAGAAGUGGAAGGUCCCCGUGCAGCGCAUCAAGGAGAUCAGUUUCUUGCUGAGUCGCGUGCGCGUCCAGGCGUACCCGGGCAAAGUGGCCGAGGUGGACUGCUCUGCGCAUCUGACAUAUCAGGGCGAGUAUUUCACAUCGAAGCCUUUUAAGAUUCUCCUGGCUGCGCCGAAGAAGGUGGGAUCGUGA
Molecule: messenger RNA, 3396 nt
Organism: Aspergillus calidoustus
Lineage: Eukaryota; Fungi; Ascomycota; Eurotiomycetes; Eurotiales; Aspergillaceae
Source: the annotation of a GenBank genome assembly